Molecule: messenger RNA, 1536 nt
Organism: Laccaria bicolor S238N-H82
Lineage: Eukaryota; Fungi; Basidiomycota; Agaricomycetes; Agaricales; Hydnangiaceae
Exons: 8
Coding region: 1-1536 (511 amino acids)
Biological process (GO): proteolysis
Molecular function (GO): aspartic-type endopeptidase activity
Source: RefSeq, a predicted model, not a curated record
AUGUGGUGGCCGAAGUAUGGGGUGGGAAUGCUGACUGCUACUUUUCUUUCGUGCUAUGGGGCGGCUACACCAGCACCAACAACAGAAACACCGUCCCUUGAGGAGAUUGCAAGGCGGUAUACAAGGAGGACGGCGGGCGGUGUUCAUCUCCCCAUUGUGAGGCAGGUGGCCGAGGCGAGCAGGCGACGCGGGUUGACGUCUGCAAUUGGGCUGGGCGAUUUCGUGGAUGUAGUGUAUAAUGUCCUCAUCUCUGUUGGCGGGACGACCAUUCCUCUUGCCCUUGACACCGGCACAUCAGAUUUAUGGGUCGUUUCCGACAAGUGUACACAGGGAUGCUUAAGCGGCCAGUCGGCAUACCCACAGGCUUCAUUUAAUUACUCUGGUGCCGAUGCGAAGCUAUUCUAUGGAAAUUCGACUACCGCGUCAGGCAUGAUCGGCAAGGACACCGUUAGCUUGGCGGGCCUGACGUUACAGGACCAGUACUUCAUCGCAGUAAACCAAACCAACACUAAGUUAGGACUGACUGGCUCAUCUGGGAUCUUUGGCCUUGGGUUUCCCGUGACCAGCGUCGUCUGGUUCAAACUAUGGAGGCUCUCCGACUACUUUUCAAGCCCAGGCAAACAAGGACAACAAACAUCCGGCAACGCUUCGUCCAGUGCGACGUCCAUCCACCGUACUUGGUCCGUCUUUGGACCCUUGCCCACCCGAUUUGUUACAGCUGCUCAGCUGACUUUGCCGAUGUACACCGUGACGCUGCAAAGGGAUACUAAACAGGUUGGAGGGAACGUGGGGAUGUUGAGUAUUGGUGAGAUGCCGAGUGGGGUGUCGGAGGAUAGUUUGACUUGGGUUCCUAUCCGUGCGUAUCCAUGGUUGCCUCCUCCCCCUGAUUCCCCGGACGAGGUGUAUCCAUAUAAUUGGGAAGUUCUCCUCGACGACGUAUACCUAGACGGCGUAAAGCUCCCCCGCUCAACACUCUCAUCACCUUUCAUCACUCUCUCUGCCCUUAUCAACAGCGGCAACUCAAUUCUCCACGGUCCCCCUGACGUCGUACGCAACAUCCAAUCCAAACUAGGCAUCAAUGGGCGCUUUCCCUGCUCCGAACCACACACCAUCGCUUUUUCUAUUGGGGGCAAACUCUUCCCCGUCGACCCGCGUGACUUUAUACAGCAGGUUAUUGGAAAUGAUGUCACUACGUGUACUUCGGUGCUUGGAUCUAAUAAUCCGCCUUCGUUGACUGGGCCUCAGUAUAGUUGGAGUCUUGGGAUCCCGUUUUUGAAAAGCGUAUUGGCGGCGUUUUACUAUGGGAAUAUCACUCACCCGUCACACGAUCCCCCUAAAAUGGGAUUCCUUUCGACCGUUCCGCAAGAUGCGGCGGCGCAGUUGGUGUCUGCUGUAGCGGCUGUCAAGGCGGGCGAUAAUUUCCCUUAUAUAUCGGAGGUGGCACCAAGCGGAACCUUCAAAUCCGCCGGAACGGCGUCCAACGGCGUACCCUUGGCCACAGCUGCAGGCCAUGCGACGCAGACGGGGUUUUCGUAG